AUGAUAAGAGAACUCCCACAAAGGGCGACAAGAGGGAAAAGGAUGACUGAGCUUCUAGGGGAAGAAAAAGAUUUAGACGAAGCUUUUUGGAAUCAAGACUAUUUUAAAGAAAAAGACACCGAUACAGAAUAUGAGGCAGAAAGCGAACAAGGCGAUAUAUCUGCUUUAAUUAUAAAUGAUUUUUUAAUCUAUAAGGUGUGUUCUAUUUUAUAUUGAAAAUAAAUUUAAUUUUUUGAAUUUUAGGUAUAUUUUUGAUGAAGAUUUUUUUAAGUCAGAAUCUGAAGAGGAAGUAGAAAAAGAAACUGAAGAAAAAUCAGAAAAGAAAAUCAAGAAAAAAAAAGAAAUUAAGCAGAAGAAAAAAGAAAAGCAUCAUGUUGUGUCUAAAAUGAAGAUGUUUACACAAAGGCAAAUGCUGGAAGAAGCCGCGAUAACGGAGAUGUAUAAUUCACAUUCGUUGAGGCAGCUACUUAAUAUAGAGGAAGAUAAAAAACAGAGCGCAAUUGUGAAGAAAAAUACUUUUCAGCCAACGUGAAGACUAGUGGAUUCUAAUAAAAGCGGGAAAAGAAAUUUGACACUUUGGACCGCCGAAAAUUUGGAAAUUCCAGGCGCAAAUGAUAUGAAUAUCGAAAAAGAAGAAAAAGGGAAAUAUAAAGACCCGUUGACUGGAACCCAUUAUAACACAGCUGAAGAAUUUUUAAAAGUCAGAGAAAAUUAUUUUCUGGAUCAGGAGAAAACAAUUAUUAAACAAAUUAGAGAACUGCAAGCCCAGCAAAAGAAAAUUUUAUAA
Messenger RNA from Blepharisma stoltei, 787 nucleotides. The record is from the annotation of a GenBank genome assembly. NCBI's taxonomy places the organism in Eukaryota, Ciliophora, Heterotrichea, Heterotrichida, Blepharismidae.